Messenger RNA from Nilaparvata lugens (brown planthopper), 1572 nucleotides. RefSeq lists its product as uncharacterized. NCBI's taxonomy places the organism in Eukaryota, Metazoa, Arthropoda, Insecta, Hemiptera, Delphacidae. The transcript has 2 exons. The record is from RefSeq and is a predicted model, not a curated record. The coding region runs from base 249 to 641 and encodes 130 amino acids.
ACAUACAGUACCGGUACAUCAUAACAGUUGCUCAAUUUAAGAGCUUCAAAUCAUUUGGAGUACAAAAGAUUCGCUUCAACUGGGAACUCGUAUGGAAUUAUUAUUUGCAAGGACAAAUUUCUAUUUAACCGUACACACGUGUAUGAUUUGACCUAUGUCAAAGACAGCUUGCACAAAAUUUGUCGAAAACGAUAUAUAUUGAGCUUCAAGAACGAUCAAAAGAGCUCAACAAUUCUAAUAGCCAGAAAAUGAAUCCUGACGACUGCCAGCUUCCGUCGACGAUUCCGCCGCGCCGGAUUAUGUCGACGAGGGAAAUGUUUCGCCGUCUUUACCCGAUGGUAGACGCCCCAGACGUCAUUCGCCAAGCAGAGAAUCGCACUCAGUUCUUAGAGAACCCGCCGAUCCGCAUGACUCCGCAGAUGCCGGCCCCUGUCUUCGGUGCUACAAUGAACAGACCUGCUACUAGUCCCCAACUGACAUACUGGCGCGCUUUCACCAGUGCUCAGGACCGCAAUGCGAACAAUGCCGACAACAAUGGUGAGGGUCAGGGCGGCCUCACUACAUUCUUUCAAAUAAUGAAAUACUACACUGUUGGCUUAUUUGUCGAGGCCAUAAGAGCAGGGUUCGCAUACUUUUUCUGAACGUUUUCAGAAUUUGAUGCCGUUUUUUCUACGUUCUAUUUCUCAGUUCAAAAUCAAUUAAAAACGUUAACUUUUUUCAACUUUCAAUUCUAGCUUAAUCAUUACUAGAUUUCAGAUUAAGCUACUUACUUAAUUUAUUUCAAAUAUUCCUCAUUAGAUGUUAUAGUUUUUUUUCUUUUCUGUUCAAUGAGGGGUGCCCAACCCCCCAUUGACCAUGUCGCGAAACCCCCCCCCAUUUGGCAUAUAUUUAGGUACUUAAAUUCUUGGAUAGGCAGUUAGAAACUGAAUAUUGGAAAAGUCCCCCCUCCACUUACCUUUUUUUUUAAAUCCCCCCCCAAAAUUUUGCCUCUUGCGACAUCAAAAAAUGCUGUGGGCACCCCUGUGUUCAAUUACACACACUUGUUACUGUUCACACUUUAUCAAUGUAUUAAGUGUGUACAAUAUUGUUCCUUGUUUCAAUUUAUUGAGUGUGUAACUGUGUAAAAGUGUUUUACUUGUAUUAAGUGUGUAAAAUAAUUACUAGUUUCAAUUAUUUCUCCAAUAAAUUAAUGAACCGAGAGUACAGUAUAUCAUUUUAAAAGUCUCAAAUUAAAUUAUAUAUUUUUUAACGGUGACACGCACAUUAAAUUUUCACUUAUGCGUGUGUUAUGUAUAUGGAAAUAUAAUGGAAGGUAACAUAAGAUAACAUAACUUCCAAUUCUAGCUUAACUCCAUUUAGACUUCAGUUUAAAAAUUAAUCAACCAAUUUAACUUACCAUUACUAGAUUUCAGACUAAGCUACAUACUUAAUUUAUUUAAAAUAUUCCUCAUAAGAUGUCAUAGUUUGUUUUUUUUCUCUGUUUAAUUACGCACAGUUGUUAUUCUUCACACUUAAUUAAUGUAUUGUUAUUGUUACUUGUUUGAGUUAUUUUUUCAAUAAAUUAAUGAACUG